This is a messenger RNA of Oncorhynchus gorbuscha (pink salmon), 1367 nucleotides long. Its product is annotated as ice nucleation protein InaA-like. The record is from RefSeq and is a predicted model, not a curated record. The transcript is spliced from 5 exons. Lineage: Eukaryota; Metazoa; Chordata; Actinopteri; Salmoniformes; Salmonidae. The coding region runs from base 1 to 1053 and encodes 350 amino acids.
AUGAGGAAGAAGUUUGGGAGCAUCUUUGAGGGGCUUGGAAACCCCAGAACACAUACAACAGUUUUUCAGGGUAGAGUACUGGCUGGUAGCCGGCUAGUGACUGUGACUAAAGGUCAGGGUAGAGUACUGGCUGGUAGCCGGCUAGUGACUGUGACUAAAGGUCAGGGUAGACUACUGGCUGGUAGCCGGCUAGUGACUGUGACUAAAGGUAGAGUACUGGCUGGUAGCCGGCUAGUGACUGUGACUAAAGGUCAGGUUAGAGUACUGGCUGGUAGCCAGCUAGUGACUGUGACUAAAGGUCAGGGUAGUGUACUGGCUGGUAGCCGGCUAGUGACUGUGACUAAAGGUCAGGGUAGACUACUGGCUGGUAGCCGGCUAGUGACUGUGACUAAAGGUCAGGGUAGACUACUGGCUGGUAGCCGGCUAGUGACUGUGACUAAAGGUCAGGGUAGAGUACUGGCUGGUAGCCGGCUAGUGACUGUGACUAAAGGUCAGGGUAGACUACUGGCUGGUAGCCGGCUAGUGACUGUGACUAAAGGUCAGGGUAGACUACUGGCUGGUAGCCGGCUAGUGACUGUGACUAAAGGUCAGGGUAGACUACUGGCUGGUAGCCGGCUAGUGACUGUGACUAAAGGUCAGGGUAGAGUACUGGCUGGUAGCCGGCUAGUGACUGUGACUAAAGGUCAGGGUAGAGUACUGGCUGGUAGCCGGCUAGUGACUGUGACUAAAGGUCAGGGUAGAGUACUGGCUGGUAGCCGGCUAGUGACUGUGACUAAAGGUCAGGGUAGACUACUGGCUGGUAGCCGGCUAGUGACUGUGACUAAAGGUCAGGGGAGACUACUGGCUGGUAGCCAGCUAGUGACUGUGACUAAAGGUCAGGGUAGAGUACUGGCUGGUAGCCGGCUAGUGACUGUGACUAAAGGUCAGGGUAGAGUACUGGCUGGUAGCCGGCUAGUGACUGUGACUAAAGGUCAGGGUAGAGUACUGGCUGGUAGCCGGCUAGUGACUGUGACUAAAGGUCAGGGUAGUGUACUGGCUAGUGACUGUGACUAAAGGUCAGGGUAGAGUACUGGCUGGUAGCCGGCAAGUGACUGUGACUAAAGGUCAGGGUAGAGUACUGGCUGGUAGCCGGCUAGUGACUGUGACUAAAGGUCAGGGUAGAGUACUGGCUGGUAGCCGGCUAGUGACUGUGACUAAAGGUCAGGGUAGAGUACUGGCUGGUAGCCGGCUAGUGACUGUGACUAAAGGUCAGGGUAGAGUACUGGCUGGUAGCCGGCAAGUGACUGUGACUAAAGGUCAGGGUAGAGUACUGGCUGGUAGCCGGCUAGUGACUGUGACUAAAGGUCAGGGUAGAGUACUGGCUGGUA